UUAAUGACUGUGUUUAGUAGCUAGCUAGUAGAAGUUAGUUAACCUUAGUCUCUCAACCUGCUACAAAACGAAGUCCCAGCCCAGAGGUACCUGCUGCAGAAAGCCCCAGUUGUCAUAUGUUGCAAGAAAUUUGAGUGAGAACGCCACGCAGUGCGCACUUAUUUUUUUGUACACUCACAUGGCAAUCAGACUGAAAUACUGAAUUCCGAUGUGUGGAAUAGAGAGGUGGUGGGUAUUGUGUGGACGGGAGGUUCUGCUUGUCACUUGUUUUCAUCACGUAGUCCGUCUUGGAAGGUGGACUCGAAGAGGGAAACUGCAAAGUCCAGGACUGGCUGAAGUGAAAGUGACAUCUUGAGUGGUGUAAGCACAGAGACUGAACAUGUCAGACGUAGAGGACAUGGAAACAUCACCUACAGAGAUGAACAGAAACCAUGAAGUCUCUGGACCAGAACAGCAACGGCCCCAUGACCUUUCGCAAAUACAGAUUCAUGUGCCCACAGGAACAUCCAGUGGUCCUGUAACAGUGAUACAGUCACAGCCUCAACGGUCUAGUGUUUCUCAAAGUGCUUUUACUUACAAGGCAGAAAUAUCCGAGGACGUGUCUGAAGAAGACUCAUCAGCCCGAGAGACUGCCGAUCGGUUCUCUGAGACUUUUGGAGGAGGGACACCUUCAGCAACCUGUGUUAAUAUCCCAAGCUCUGAUGACGACCCAGACCUGUAUCAAGCAGAUAAUGACUUUAAGCCUCAUUCAUCCUCUUCCAAAGAGAUGAGUGUGGAUUAUCCUGCUGAAGGAGAUAAUGGCUCUGCUAGAAACAAACAAUCACAGCGAGACCAACAUUCUCCCAUCAACCCCCAAAGCACUCAGGAUGUGGACCUGAAUCAGGCAAAGGACGAGAGAGAGGAAAAGCAGACCACUUUAGAUGAGGCUACAGUCUAUGUCAUUGUGGAGUGGCCUUGGAAAGCAAUAUUGUCAUGGAAGUCUAUACUUCAAAAAAGUCUCCAGUCGUGGUUGAAUAAUAACUUUAAAGAAACAGAUUGCACCGUGGAAAGGCUGAACGGAAACGUGGCCGAAGUCAAGAUACAUCCCCCAUCAGUCGUUGAGGACCUUCUGAAGCUGAAGGAAACGCAGUUGACCUUCAAAGACAAGGCCAAGACAUCAGCCACUGUGCGGUUUCACGGGGCUAUACCACCAUCAUUUAAACCCUGGAAUCAAUCAAACAGUAAACCCAGCUCAAUGGAAGACUUGCCUCCAACAUCCAACAUGCCACAGGAUGUCAAACUCCCAAUAACUGUAAGUGCUAGCAUUGACAUCGGUGGCUACAAACCUGAAGUACGGGCUGCCCUUCACCGUCAUUACCACACCACCGAUCACAAGUUGGCUGUAAAAGGGAGCUUUGAUGAAGUGAACCAGUUCCACACAGAGUUUACCAAGAUCGUCAGGGAAACGGAAACCGAGCCAGAAGCAGAUUGGAACGAUAAUGCAGAAGCAGCACAAAGCAUGACUCACAAUGGAAUGAAGACCCAUGAAGAACCUGGGCAGAAGGAAAUUAGCUUUCCAGUCCCACUGAACCACUUUGUGUACAUGAAUCAGGCCUACCGGAAGGAGAUGGAGGACAUAGAGAAAAGAAAUGGAGUCAAAAUCAAUGCAGAAGUGAAGGUGUCCAUCAAAGAGGACACACAGAAAACAGGCAGAAAUGUUAUGCUGACCAAAGCCCACCAGGAGUUCAGUGACCUCUUCCAGAAGUAUGUAGUUGAUUUGGACAGCAUUUCCACCCAUCUCACACCUGGGGAUCCAGGAGACCUCAUGAAUACGCUGAAAAACAUCCAGAAUGAGGAGACUAGGCUGGUACUAAAUGUGUCUGCCAAUGGCUGCGUUGUGUUUGGGCCGGCUCAGAGCAUCAUGGCAGUCGAGAAGGCUCUUGGGAUGAAGACUACAGUAAUGACAUUUGGAAUGGAUCACAGCUCCACAGAGAAAGCAUCUGGAUUUGCUGGAGGACCGGUUUUGAGAUCUCCAAAAACACCAUGGUUGAUUGGGAUGGACAUCAAAGAUCCACUUUUGUCACACGGGCUGGCCAUGGACCAGACUCACUGGGAUCUAAUGAUAUCUGCCUUUCAUGAGAAAAUAACAGCAAUCAAAAAUAAAUUUAGAGUGGAUUUCAUGGUGGAAAAGUCUCCAGGCAAGGUAAAAAUUAAAACCAGACCUACAACAUCACACACUCCACCGGCAGUCUCUCUGGAAAGCCACGCCAUCAGAGCUCUCAUGCACCUCUACCAGAAGGUUGCGACAUCAGCGAUGAGCUGCCACCUGCUGGACCCUACCCAUGCAAAGACUGUGGGGGACAAGCUGGAGGAGAUCCUCCCUCGACACCGCUGUGUCUGGGCAGGAGAAAACUAUGGUCCCUGUAGGCUGAUCGGCCUACCGCAACAUUUGGGCCCUGCUGUCAAAGAGCUAGAGAUGAUGCUGAAAAGGCCCAUGUUUAAAGAAGAAGACAAGCACAAGAUUGAGUAUCCUGGCGCCAGAUCCAGCACUGGAGCAGCCAUGGGGGGAGCAGUCGGAGAUGGAGGAGCAACAGGAGGGCCUGAAGAUAAUUGCUCCAUAUGCAUGGACAGAUUUAUCAACAAGAGGAAGUUGUCCUGCAGCCAUGAGUUUUGUACAGAUUGUCUGAGGAAGGCAGUGGAAUUCUCAGGCCCCAGAUGUCCUUUGUGUAAGGAUGUGUUUGGAAAGGUGGAGGGAGACCAGCCUGAGGGAACAAUGAAAGUGAAACAUGAAAGUUACCGCUGCAUACCUGGAUACCAUGGCUACGGCAUGAUAGUUAUCAGCUAUGAUAUACCAAGUGGAAAACAGACGAAGAAACAUUCCAACCCUGGAAAAGGAUUCAUUGGGGCCCAUAGAAUAGCUUAUCUCCCUGACAACCAGGAGGGCAACGAAGUGCUGAAGUUACUGGAGAGAGCUUUCAACCAGAAGCUGAUUUUCACAGUUGGGACCUCCAGAACCACUGGGACAGACGACUGUGUGACAUGGAAUGACAUUCACCACAAGACCAACAUCGAUGGAGGGGCACAAGGUUUUGGUUAUCCUGACCCUGACUACCUGAGCAGAGUGAAGAGUGAGCUGAAAGCCAAAGGCAUUGAAUGAAGACAGUCUUGAAAAUAGAAAAGACUAGUUCAGUUGAGAUUUUAAACUGUUUAGAAUAGAUGCCUUUUAAAGAGUUUGAUCCAUAAUAACAGUACACUUUCUAAUCAAAGGAGGGGACAUGUAUUCUAUGAAAUCAAGAUGUUUGUUGAUGAAUAUGCCACAUAUCAUUGUAACCUCAGUGUGAGUUGUUUUGACUAAUGUACUACAAUAAUCUUUAAGAAUAUCUGUGUGUCUGGAACCAUUUUGAUCAAGAUAUAUUUUUUAAAACAAAUGGAAACUUUUGAUUGGCGUAUAAGUAGUUCAUAAUAGAUGCUUGAAUGCAGGGUGACAGGUAGAGCUUUGACAAAAAUACAUAUUGAAUGUAUAGAACUACGGAACAUAAAAAAGCACUGACAGAAUUAUCAAACAAUUAUACAGAAUAGUUUGCCUAAUGACAAACUGAGCUGUUAUCUACAUACUUCAGGCUUAGAAAGGACUGCCAUUGUUUUUUUGCGGUGAAGUCUAAAUGCGGGAUAUUGUACAAAACAAAGUGAUCAGCUUUAGCUCCGCCCGCACGCUGGUGAGUUUAACUUUUUUGCGGAAACUCACAUCCGUGGCACAGCGUUCGGCCGGAGCAAGGAGUUUGGGGAGCCAGGCAAUAGAAAAGUAACAUUGAGUGGAAACAACUUCAAUAUAUUAAUUACCAGUUGGUGAGCUCUCAUUAGAUAAAGAUACUUGCUGGAACUGAAAAGCUUGGUUCAGUGCUCACUUAUGAAGGACACGUGUGAUAAACAAGGGUGAGCAUUCGGGUUUAAGUUUGCUUUGAAUUUUGUUUGAUUGGCAAUGAGAAUAAAACAUUGAUCUCA
This is a messenger RNA of Oncorhynchus tshawytscha (Chinook salmon), 3981 nucleotides long. Its product is annotated as E3 ubiquitin-protein ligase DTX3L. The record is from RefSeq and is a predicted model, not a curated record. Gene Ontology annotation, molecular function: metal ion binding. Lineage: Eukaryota; Metazoa; Chordata; Actinopteri; Salmoniformes; Salmonidae. Gene Ontology annotation, biological process: Notch signaling pathway; protein ubiquitination. The transcript is spliced from 14 exons. Bases 380 to 3136 code for a protein of 918 amino acids.